Molecule: messenger RNA, 4127 nt
Organism: Dufourea novaeangliae
Lineage: Eukaryota; Metazoa; Arthropoda; Insecta; Hymenoptera; Halictidae
Product: ATPase family AAA domain-containing protein 2-like
Exons: 16
Coding region: 159-4127 (1322 amino acids)
Biological process (GO): positive regulation of transcription by RNA polymerase II
Cellular component (GO): nucleus
Molecular function (GO): ATP binding; chromatin binding; histone binding
Source: RefSeq, a predicted model, not a curated record
AGUGAUAUUCGAUUGUAAAACGACCUUUGUGAAGGCUCAGUGUGCAUGCGCUACGUGCACUCAAUCGAGAAAGUGGUAUUGCUUUAUCUGAGGCAUAUGACGGAUGUAACAAGUUUUAAUUUUAACUUAGAUAAAAUUUGGCAGCAAGAAUUAGCCAGAUGAAGAUAAUGUCAGAUGAUGAUACUGCAUUGGACUCAAUGGAUACAGACGAAGAAAUUUUUAGUGCUAGAAGUCGCAGCCUUGGCUCUAAACCUAGGAGGGUCAAUAGUUUACGUACUUUACGAUCACAUUCAAACUCGAAUUCUCAUAAAUCUAGGAGUAAUUUAAGUGUACGUCGCAGUACACGUAAUAGAAUGCAAACGUAUGAUAAUCUUAACACUAGCUGGAUUUUAGGAACGCAAACGUUAAAAGGUUAUCCUAUGUUUCAACAACAUGGUUCUUCAUCUGAUAAAGAGAUGGUGGACGAAGUUCCCGAAAGAAAGCGUGAUCUCAAGGAACGUAUGCCCCUUCGAUCACGUGAGAAUCAUCCUCCUAAUAAGAAUUCACCAAGGCAUAUUAGAGAAAGGCCAGAACACGAUCGACAAAAUAGUAGGGAACGUAGAAGCAGGGGUGAUCGUGAUCUUAGAGAAAAGACAGAACAGGAAAAAGAUAUUAGAGACUUGAAAGACAGACAAGAACGAGAAAGAACGGAGAGAGAACAUAAGGACAAAAUGGGUACCAGAAGUAAAUCGAAUGAGGAAAAAGAUGUGAGAACAAGAAAAUCUGAUAGUCCAAGUAGACUUAGAGAAGGACCUGUGACACGACUUGGUGGUAAUUUAGUUGAAAAAGAUGAAAAGCCUAAAGUAGAGCAAGACGAAGCAGACGAAGACAGCUCUCAAGAAAGUGAAAAAGCAGAAAAUAAUGAUAAUUCUGAAAAUGAAGAUGGAUACGAAGAUAUGUACACACGUGUUAAACGAACUAGGAGGGCAGCACAGCAACAAUUGCCAAGGGUGGUAGAUAGUGAUUUAAGUGAAUCUUCUGAUUCUCCUGGUCCUAGAAAAUAUAGUUUACGUCAAAAAAAACCAGCUGUAGAUAGAUUUCAAGCCAAUGUAGAACCAGUUCGACGAUCUAUAAAAGUAUUUAGAAGUGUUCUUAGUAAUUCCAUGAGAAGACGUAAACAUAGAAGUAAAAGUACAAGCUCUAGUGAUUCCAGUGAUUCAGAACCUCAGCGGUAUGAUAAGAAAAAAAACAAGAAGUCAAGGCAAUCGGUAAUACCUCAAGGUGGACCACCUGAUCGCAAAGCAGAUAUAAACCCAAUCACUUUAGAUACCAACAUUAGAUUCAACGAUGUUGGAGGUUUAGAGUCACACAUUCACUGCCUUAAAGAAAUGGUUGUUUUCCCUAUGAUGUAUCCAGACGUAUUUGAACGUUACUACAUUACUCCACCAAAAGGAGUACUGUUUCAUGGUCCACCAGGAACUGGUAAGACAUUAAUAGCUAGAGCACUGGCAAAUGAGUGUAGUCAAGGCAGUAGAAAAAUGGCAUUCUUUAUGAGGAAAGGUGCGGAUUGUCUAUCCAAAUGGGUUGGAGAAUCAGAACGCCAGUUACGAUUAUUGUUUGAGCAGGCUCAACAAAUGAAACCGUCCAUAAUAUUUUUUGAUGAAAUAGAUGGCCUCGCACCUGUUAGAAGUACGAAACAGGAUCAGAUUCAUGCCAGUAUCGUGUCUACUCUUCUGGCGCUCAUGGAUGGCCUCAGUGAUAGAGGAGAGGUUAUUGUUAUUGGAGCAACCAAUAGAAUAGAUGCUAUUGAUCCAGCUUUACGGAGACCUGGUCGUUUUGAUCGAGAAUUAUACUUCCCCUUGCCUGCUAUGAAAGAAAGACUAGAAAUAUUAAAAAUCCAUGUCAGUAAAUGGAAAAAUCCUCCAUCAGAUCAACUGUUAGAAAUAUUAGCUGAAAAGGCAACGGGUUACUGUGGUUCAGAUUUGAGAGCUUUGUGUACUGAAGCAGUGUUACAAGGAUUGAGAAGAACAUAUCCCCAAAUAUAUAUAACAAAUAAUCGGUUGCUUCUGGAUCCUGAACGUGUUGAAGUAAAAAAACGAGAUUUCUUACAAGCAAGUUCUAUGCUUGUACCGUCAUCGCAAAGAGUAUCACCUUGUGCUCGAAGAAAGGUACAACCUUUUAUGGAACCACUAUUAGGACCUCCACUGGAAGAGUUAACUAGUUCCAUAAGAGGAGUAUUUCCUCAAGGAACUAGUGCUGCUAUGGCAAAAGUAAAAAUUACCAAAGGUAUACAUCGUCCAAGACUGUUAAUUUCUGGAGGAAAUCUGUCUGAAGGUCAAGGACCACAUUUAGCACAAGCAUUACUAUAUUAUAUGGAACAUCUACCUGUUCAAACAUUAGACGUUAGCACUCUUUUCGCAGAAAGUGGACGAUCUCCAGAAGAAACUUGUGUUCAGGUAUUUAACGAAGCUGCCAGGAAUGUACCGUCCAUAAUUUAUAUUCGGUCGAUUGAUCAAUGGUGGCCACUUGUACCUGAAACUGUGAAAGCGGUUUUUUUGUGUCGUAUAGCAGCACUUGAUCCCUCAUUACCUAUUCUAAUUCUAGCUACAAGUGAUACAACGUAUCAAGAUCUCUCUAACCAACUACGAAGUCUCUUUAGCGAGCUUCGAGGAGAAGUCUAUUCGAUGAAAACGCCAACAGCAGAGCAAAGAUCGAAAUUCUUCAGACCUAUUUUCAUGCUUCAGAGCUUAAAACCGCCAAAAAUAAAGGACAAUAAAGUUGAGGUUUUAGAAGAACUACCUUUAGCACCAGAUCCUAUGCCAAAGAAAUUAACAGAAGAAGAGAAAAAAGUAAUGUACGAAAAGGAAGAAGUUUCAUUAAGAGAAUUAAGAAUCUUUUUGAGGGAGAUUUGUGCAAAGCUUGCGAGGAAUAGGCAAUUUUUUAUGUUCACAAAACCAGUGGACACAGAAGAAGUACCAGAUUAUAACAUAAUUAUAAAACAGCCUAUGGAUUUAGAAACAAUGAUGACAAAGAUCGAUAUGCACUGUUAUCUUUGUGCUAGAGAUUUUCUCGAUGAUAUUGAUCUGAUUUGUAAAAACGCAUUGGAGUAUAAUCCUGAUAGCUUACGUGAUAGGCCUUCGCUUGGAAUAUUGAAGAGAGAUCCAGCUGACAAAUUGAUAAGACACCGUGCAUGUUCUCUUCGUGACAAUGCAUACGCGUUAAUAAAGGCAGAAUUAGAUUCCGAUUUUGAAGACAAGUGCCGUGAGAUUUCGAAAAAUCGAAAAAUUAUUGAAUAUACGGGUCACAGAAAACAUGAUACAGAAAACAAACAGCAAUCAAAAUCAGAGCAAUUCGUUUCUGCAAUCGAACGAACAGAUAAAAAAGAUGGUGGAAGUCCUAGUCAUUCUCCUGUUGUGAAUGGGAAGAGAUACAGUAGUUCUAGAAAACGUAAAAUACCGGCCUGGGCAAGAGGCUACGUAAAAAAGGUUCAGAAAAAGAAAAAAAUUGUUUUCGAUGAAAAUGUUACUGUUUCUGGUAACAAGAUCUGUGUGACCAAUGAAACUACUAGCAUCGAUUUAGAAAAAUUCCAAGAAUUUGAAACUGAAGCAAACAGUGUUUUGAAUGGACAUAUACCUUUAUUUGAUAACUCUGAUACGGAGAAUGAUUCACAAAAUGAAAAUUCGAAAGAUGUACAAGGGAUGCAAAGCAGCAGUGUAACUGAACAACAUAUCGAGGAAGUUGAUAGUAUGGAUAUAACUCUUGUAGAUGAGGACAAAAAUGAUAAAACUGUGGACAACGAUGGAUCUAAUUCCUCAUCUAGGCGAGAAAGCAUGGACGAAUUAUCAUUUGCUAUCGAGCGAGAUUCUAGUCCAGCCAAAUUCGAGGAAAAUGAGAAACUGAUUGUAGAUAAAUAUGAAUUGGAAUGUUCGUGGCAACAUACAGUUGAUGUUACAAAAGAUUUUCCUGUGGAAGUAUUGUGUGACAUUUAUGUGCAACUGAGUCGAUGUGUAGGAAAAUAUGCUCAGAGCUAUGAUAGAAAAUUACUGCCAAAGGACUUGCUCAAGGAGGUGAAACGAUUUGAAGAAUUCAAGACAACAUAUGACAGAGUACAUCAUGUCGCCAAUCAAACGCAAACGGACAUGCUAUAA